Raphanus sativus (radish) is the source of this 1166-nucleotide messenger RNA. Its product is annotated as probable carboxylesterase 7. The record is from RefSeq and is a predicted model, not a curated record. NCBI's taxonomy places the organism in Eukaryota, Viridiplantae, Streptophyta, Magnoliopsida, Brassicales, Brassicaceae. Gene Ontology annotation, molecular function: hydrolase activity. The transcript has a single exon. Bases 84 to 1049 code for a protein of 321 amino acids.
UCAGCAUUAUCUUUGAACAUUCCUCCAAUCUUUUUUUUUGAAAAAACAUUCCUCCAAUCUAACUUAGUCCAAAAAAAGCAAUAAUGGAUAACGAGAUAGCUGUCGACAACUCUCCAGCUUAUCGAGUCUACAAGAGUGGCCGCAUCGAGCGUCUCCUAGGAGAAACAUUCAAACCACCCUCCUCUCUAACCCCCGAAAACGGCGUCGUUUCCAAAGACACACUCUAUUCCCCGGAGCACAACCUCUCCGUCCGCAUAUUCCUCCCGGAGAAGAAAGACUCCGCCGCCGCCACCGACGGCGAAAAGCUACCGCUCCUCGUCUACUUCCACGGCGGCGGCUUCGUCAUCGAAACCGCGUUUUCUCCGACUUACCACGCCUUCCUCGUUUCAACCGUCGCCGCCGCCGGCUGCUUAGCCGUCUCCGUCGACUACCGCCGUGCGCCGGAGUUUCCGAUUCCGAUCCCGUACGAAGACUCGUGGGACGCUCUCAGAUGGGUGCUCUCUCAUAUCUCCGGAGCCGGACCGGCGCGGUGGAUAAACGAACACGCCGACUUCGGGAGAGUGUUCCUCGCCGGAGACAGCGCCGGCGGGAACAUCUCUCACCACCUAGCGAUGCGAGCGAAGAGAGAGGGUGUAGACUCGCUCAUCUCCGGUGUUAUCUUGAUCCACCCGUACUUCUGGGGGAAAGCUCCGGUGGACGAGUUGGAGACGAGAGACGAGGCCAAGAGGAGAAACGUUGAAGCGCGUUGGAGAGUCGCGAGUCCGAAUAGUGAAGAUGGAGUGGAUGAUCCGUUUUUUAACGUGGUCGGAUCCGAGUCGGUUGAUAUAUCCGGGUUGGGUUGCGGGCGGGUUCUGGUGGUGGUCGCGGGGGAUGACACGUUUGCGAGACAAGGUUUGGGUUACGUGGCGAAGCUGGAGAGGAGUGGGUGGGAAGGAGAGGUUGAGGUGAUGGAGAUUAAAGACGAAGGUCAUGUUCAUCAUUUGAAGGAUCCUGAUUCUUAUAAUGCUCGUAAAGUGGUGAACAAAGUUGCAGAGUUUAUUAGAAAGUAAGAUUAUCGUGGUAUUGAUUUUAUAUGAUGAUAACGAAUUAAAUUUGAUGCUUAUUCUCAGUUAGUAUUAAACUUAUGUUAAGUUCAACACAAGAGAAGAGACAGUUGAACAACACAA